Molecule: messenger RNA, 850 nt
Organism: Ixodes scapularis (black-legged tick)
Lineage: Eukaryota; Metazoa; Arthropoda; Arachnida; Ixodida; Ixodidae
Exons: 5
Coding region: 1-849 (282 amino acids)
Source: RefSeq, a predicted model, not a curated record
AUGAUCGCCCAAACACUGCUGUAUGGCUUCCUUCUCUUUACUGCAGUUUUGGCUACGAAAACCAAAGAAGACACCCCGAAGGUCUUCAAUCUCGACACUGCAGUGAAAAAGUUCGUUAAAGUUUUUGAAGAAGUCUACCAAGUCAUCGUGAUCUGGACUGACACGACGUCGGAGCGUGAAGAAUUGAAACAAUGGGUCGCCACUAAAAAAUUUUAUCUAAAAGUGGACAUGGACCAUAUAAAACUGGGGAAGCCAAUACCAAGAAACACUAUCCGCACUCUUCUGUACGCCAAUCUCUAUGAAAACAAAGCGAAAAAAAACCAAACGUACACCGUCACGCACACUACCAUUCGCAAAGAAAAAACAUCUACCACAGUGAAACAAGGAUUCAGCGUUGGCCUUGAGGUGUCGGGAGGUGUCGGAUUUAAAGAUAAAUUUGGACUCAGUGCCACAGUCGGCACUAAGUACGAGAAAGAAACCGCCUCGACUGACACUCAGACGAAACUCAAGACCUUUGAAAUCGCCACGGGAGUCAACGUUUUUCCUAACAAGACCGUCGAAGUACUCUGGUACGCCAACACCGCCACAACAGAUAUUCCCUGGACCUGUAAUGUGACCAUUAGUGGAUACUUUGCUAUGAAGAUCGACCGAGCUCUGCAAGACACCAACAUUCUCAUCUUGCCAGCGACUUACCUCGCCCUUGCCAACAAGGAACUGCAAGUAGUAGGCGCCAGGCACGUGCACUUCCAAAUGUCUGGUGUAUUCACGAAAGUCAACGUGCCGGAGUCUGACAUCUACUCAAACGACGUGACAGACACUCUGAAGGGCAAAAUAAUGGAAACUGUUUGAA